AACUGCCAGCAUCAGUCUGCGAAAAAGUCCUGCUGCUUUUGUAAUUUCCGCGCUCGUGCUAGAAUCUAAAAAAAGUUCUAAUUAAUCAGUACUUCGAUAGUUUUUGAUAGCAGAUUACUUUCAUAAGUGUACAACAAACGUUCAGCAUAAUGGAUAACUUCGUACCGGUGCAGUAUCGCGAGGUCCCGAUGCGUCAGCUCUCCUCGAAUGUUAGCAACUGGAGGGAAAUCAGCGUCAGUACCGGUGGUAUUCAUAACAUGCUGCAGGAUGUAAAAACAUCCGAGCAAUGUGGAGGUUACAGUUUCGCCGAAAGGGAGGACUUUCGGUCCAACCGAUUCAUCUACUGGAGAACUUGUCGGGAUUCGUUGUUCCUGAGUGAGGUCAGCAUGAAUUUGAAUCUGGCCAAGAACCAUCUAAAGAUCAACUUUGAUGAAAGUCCCAUUUUGGCGGUGGAAAUAAGCGGGAAUCAGAUGCAGGUCUUCCUGCUGAUAAUAACGGUGACCAGCAUUCAUCGGAUUGUGUUGCGUCACCCCAAGGCGAACAGUUCCAACCCGGAUGGGUCGCAAGAGUCGGUGCUUGCCGGGAUCAGCAAGGAACAGAUUUGCGAUCCUUCAGCGUUUUAUGUUAUUAGUAACGACAUCGGCCAGUGUUUACCAUCCCAUGCCGCUGCCUAUCGGGCGGAAUAUGAGAACGGCGCCGAGAGUGAUUGCUUCUUCGCGGUGGCAACCGUGUCAGCGCUUUAUUUAUUCCAGAUGGGGCACCUUCAUGGGGGUGUUAAGAUCACUGAGCUGAAGCAUAAUCAGCUGAUUUCGAGAUUCUUCUCAAAUAUAACUGAUGCAUGGAGAAAAAAGAAUGGUAACGCACCCGAUCAGAUCGUAUCGCUGCAGUUCGGUGAACUUGAGAGGCAAUCCGUACUGUACGCCUUCUACAGAAACAACGUCAGCCGGGUGUGGUCCAUCGCCAAUGGUGCCUGCAUCGGAGCGGAAUGUUUCGUCAAAAAUGGCCGAUUGGAGGGAUCGCAAACGAUAAUGGUUCGCAAAUCGGCCAACCUCAUAAGCGUCUUCUUGUCCUACUCGGACUGUUCUGAGUUUAUAAUCCUGCGACCAGCUACAGAUGAUUCCGGCAACCCGGUUCUGGUAAAAGAAUCAUCCAUUCUAGCUCCAAAUUACGAUCUUAUCGACUACAAGCUGUCCGAUCGUGGCAUUUGGGCGCUCUGGUGCAACGCCGAAGGCGAGAUGCAAGUGCUAACCUACUCGAUUUGCAACGAAUCGAACAACUUUUGGCUUCCGAUCCCAUUGGAAGCCAUCGAUGACAAAUACACGGCAAAGCUGGAAAAAGGAACCGAUCUUAAGCACGUCUAUUGUAAUAGAAUUUUCCACUCAGGAAAGUUUCACAACAACGUGAUCGCCAAAACUUUGUCGAUGUUCAAUCGAUGUUUCAACUACACCGGAAGCAACAUCUCAACGGCCGCCCUGAAGCGUCACGUGUGCAGCUACAUCGACGGGGAGCUGCAGAACGAACGGAAGAUGCAAAACAUCACCGACGAGGAGUUUAUCGAGCUGUCCUCGAACCUGUGGGAAAAGUUUUACAUGUGCUGUUCCCAGUACAACUUUGAGGCCUGUCAACCGAUCGGCGUGCUGAUCCUGGAACAGAUGGACGUCUAUUGCUUGAUAAGGAAGCAGUUGAUUUCGUUUUUCCGCCCGUGCGAUGAGCUGGAGGUGGCUUUCCUGUCGGAAAAUUAUCCCGGCAACGUUAUUACUGACGGAGCCGGAGGUAAAUCGGUUCACCAGGAUGUUGCGGUGCUGAUUCGGGUGCUAAAGCAGAUCGAUAAAUUUGUGCCGGACGAUGAGAAGAUCGAAAUCGAAUCGUGUCUGUUUCAGCUUCGGUCUACAAAGGAUAUGAUGGAUUCGAUUGCUUCCUCGCAGUGUUUCAGUAACCAGUGUAACUUGACCUCGGUUAUACAGUCAAUCGAGGAUCUUCCCAAGGCCAUGGCUGUUGUUUUGCAAAAGCUCAAAUUGGAUUACGAAGUUUCGGACGAUAUAAGUAUCUAUUCCAGCUCCAAGAACGUCCCGUUCGCUGGGCUGCUCGGGGUCCAGCUGCUCACCGAAAGCGUCCGGCAGAUGAUACAGCUGCGCUACAUGGUGGUGCGCAAUCUGAUUGUGCUGCAGCAUCUGCUGCUCAGCAAUUUCGCCCUCAACUGCAACUCGAUGGAAAUCAUCCGCUCCAAGUGUAUCCCGGAUAGCGAGGUGUUUCUGCAGUCGUACUACGUGAUGAACUGGAUCGCUGAAUCGACUGUCGACUAUGCGGUCGUUAGAAGUAAAUCUUUGGAGCGAGACGCUUCUUUGGUGAUUGGCCACGAAGAAGCCUACGCAUUUGAGUACAUUUCUCUGUUGCAUUUGUUCGUGUCAACUCGGGGUCUGAAAACUUACAUGACAACGGAGGAAGGACAACGUAUAUCCGGAAGCACCGAAUGGUUUUCCAUGCUGCUGGAAAUAUCCCAUGGUUUAUUGCGACUGAUAUGGCCAGUGGCAGGAGAUUUCACGUUCGGUCAGUGGCUGAUGCAAGGAGAAAUGCACAUUUUCAUUGAGCAGUACGUUCGUUUACUGAACUCCUGGUGUGAGUGGAACAACUGCUCACGUAACUUCAUCCUUGCAAAAUCCUACCUCAUGAACGGCGAGAAUGCGAAAGCUUUGGACCUGUUUCCCCAAUCGGCUAAGGGCAUCCUAAAGGAACCGUAUUUAAUCAACUUCACUAAACCAUCGGACGGAACUUCGGUGCCACCGGAUGAGCUGCUCAGUAUUUUUUAUAUGAAAGUUAUCCGGUUGUUCGAACAUUACGAAGCCUACGAUUGCAUAAACGUGCUGGCUCAGAUUGCUAUUGGAACUUCGAUACACAGCAAGCAACAGGCUAUGUUUCAAAGUAUCGAUUUCAGUGCCCACAUGGAGCUGGGGCACUAUGAGGAAGCGUACCAUUCGUUGGUGUACAACUGUGAGCAAACUCGGAAGAAGGACUGCCUGAGGCAGCUGGUGUGGCGUUUGUUCCAGGCAAAAAAGUUCAACAUACUAAUCGAGCUGCCCUACUAUGGGCUGGAAACUGAUUUCCAGAACAUCAUGGAAAUGCACGCCCGAUCCGUUGAAAUAUCCGAAAACAGCCACUACGACUUUCUGUAUUCGUUCUACAUUCUCAAAGGAAAUAUGCGAAAGGCUGCUCUCAUUGCCUACGAAAAAGCCAUGCGUUGUCAGCUGGAGUGCAAUUCGCUCGCAUUUUUGAAGAUGCGUUGCGAAGCACUGCUCAAGUGCAUCAAUGCGCUCAAUCUAGUGGCACCGGAUUACGCCUGGAUUGCGAAGCCAUCGGUGUCCAAAGAUGGCGGUGCUGCCAGGCUUGAAGAAUCGGACACCAAAAUCGUAGUUGUUGAUCUGGUAGAUGUUCGGAAGGAGUUGAUGGUAACCCAGGCGGUGUUGGAAAUUUCCAAACAGCUGGACGACUAUAAAUCUGUGCUAGAUGUCGACACCAACGAGCUGCUGGUGAUUUUGGCUAACGCUAAACUGUAUACCACGGCCUUCAAGCUGGCCAACAUGUUGGGCAAAAGCCUCACUAUGAUCUAUGAAAGCCUGGCGGCGUCCUGCGUUAUGUGCGCCCUACAGGAAACUGCGGACAAUUGGGAUUGGCUGCAUAAAAACGCACUGGAAGAAUCUGUUCUAAGCUCAGACAGCACCGACACGGCUUGGAACUUUUUGAAGUUUAGUCUCGAGAAUGAAACGAAGGACGUCGAAGCCUGUUAUCUCGCCGUGAUGAAUCAAAUCAUUUCCAAAAAUGCUUUUCCACCUCAAUGGUUGACGGACUAUUGUAUGAACAAGACGCCCACCAAACUGUUACAGCUUUACGUAAACUUUGGCCGCCUAGAGGAAGCCUUUGAAAUUGCUGUCAAACUGAUCCAGGCGCAGCUGAUCAGCAGAAGCUCGAUCACGACGUUACACUUCAACCGAUUCUUGCUCCCGAUUACGCUCAUCGAUCGGUUGCAGUUUGAGCUGAGCAAAGAUGCUAAAUUCAAGCAGCAAACAAAUUUACUGAACCAGCUUAUCGACUGCAUUGCUAAAUAAAUCUCUUAGGAGGUUUCUUUCGCGUCCAUUUGCCAAUAAAACUUUUAUGUUUAAAAAAUUGA
Molecule: messenger RNA, 4162 nt
Organism: Uranotaenia lowii
Lineage: Eukaryota; Metazoa; Arthropoda; Insecta; Diptera; Culicidae
Product: nuclear pore complex protein Nup160 homolog
Exons: 15
Coding region: 150-4100 (1316 amino acids)
Cellular component (GO): nuclear pore
Molecular function (GO): structural constituent of nuclear pore
Source: RefSeq, a predicted model, not a curated record